This is a messenger RNA of Contarinia nasturtii (swede midge), 3684 nucleotides long. RefSeq lists its product as uncharacterized. Gene Ontology annotation, biological process: proteolysis. Bases 535 to 3192 code for a protein of 885 amino acids. The transcript has 10 exons. Gene Ontology annotation, molecular function: serine-type endopeptidase activity; protein binding. NCBI's taxonomy places the organism in Eukaryota, Metazoa, Arthropoda, Insecta, Diptera, Cecidomyiidae. The record is from RefSeq and is a predicted model, not a curated record.
UCCAAACGGUGAAGAUCAACGAUUUUGAUACGGCAAUUUCAGUUGAAGACAUCUGCCGAACGAGCGAAGCAAAAAAAUAUACGUUAAGUGAAUGUAGAUAUACUGUUAAUGGGUGUUCUUAAGUGAAUAUAUAUCGGUGUUUAAGAGAGAAAGCAAUUUUUGAAAAAGAAAAAAAACAAAACGAAUUUUUACGAUUCUUGAGCGGGAAGUGAGUUUUAGAUUCGUGCGAAAAUAUUUUUCAAAUAAAAAAAUAAUUUUAUCAAUAUAAAAUGUGUAUUGAUACGACGAUAAAAAGUUAGGAAAACAUGAAAGUUUGAAAACGAAAUUCAGUCGAGAAAGAACCAAAUUUGCAUACUACUUCAGUUCGAACAAACUCGUGAAGAAUAAGUGUUGAAAGCAAAAACUCAAGAAGCACACACAUAAGAUACGGAUCAUCAUUCGGAAUCAACGGAAUAUUUAAAUAUCCGAAAGGCAAGCAUUUAUGCAGACAUUGUUCGGUGAAAAAUAAGCAGAGAGAUAUUGCAGGGCGCCGAAAUGACAUCGAACUCGGACAAAAAUCGAUCACAAAACAACAAUGGAAAACAAAAAGAUCUCUGGGUUAAUCAACAAAUAAAUGUGGCGAAAAAAUGUACGCGUCAUCCUUCAUCGCGAAGUAAUCGAAAAACGGACUCGGUAAUUUCGACUGAUUCCGAUAUUCGUUUCACAAGACGAAAGUUGGGAGAUACGCAAAGAUGUGGAUGUGCUGUGAUCGCCGGAAUGCUAAUAUUCACACUGUUCGCUACAAUAGCAAUGUACUUUUGCUAUGUGCUGUUGAAGUUUGAUUCGAUGCCUCAACGAAUAUUCCGAGCAAAAGUUCGAGUCACAGCCGGUGAUAAUUGGACCACAGAAUUGGCCGAUCAAAGUUCGUUGAGAUUUCAGCAUAGAGCAAAAUUUUAUCAGGAUGCUAUUGAUGAGAUGAUCAAUCGAUCUGAUCUGAAAGAAGGAUAUAAAAAGAGUGAAGUUUUGGCAUUGGAUGGUGACGAUAAUCGAAGUGAUAUGGUCGUGCAUUUGAAUCUGAAUUUUGAUCCAUACCUCGCUUUAGUCUCAACGGCUGACUUGAUGUCCGUGUUCAUUGAGCAAAUCGGACAGCAAAUGAUUCCACAGUUCUCCAAUUUGACGAUCGAUUUGAACGCACUGGACAUAAAUGAGGUGACCGGAUUCAUGGGCGAUGAACCGUCAACAAAUGCAUCGCCACUUCGACCGGAUGAAAUAUAUGAUACGCCAAAAGUGCAAAAACCCCAACGACGAUGUGAACCGCUUAAGCUUGACUAUUGCCAAUCUAUUGGCUACAAUGUUACAACGUACCCAAAUCUUCUCGGUCACAAAAAUAUCGACGAAGUAAAAGCCGAUUUGAUUGCAUUCCGUGAAAUUGUCGAUUCAGAGUGUUAUCGUCAAGCGUAUGAUUUCGUUUGUAGAUUACUGCAACCGCCAUGCAAAUAUCGUGAACCAUUUGAACCGGAAAUUGGACCAAUUUGUCGUGAAUAUUGCUUGGAUUUCCAUAAAUCAUGUGGCAGUCGAAUAUCAAAUCAUUUUCGACAAUUUUUCGAUUGUGAACGCUUCCCAGAAUCGAUUGGAGCACAAAGUUGUCACUCAAAACCAAACUGCGUCGAAGAUCUCCAAGCUAAAGGCCUUUCGAAUCGUUUAUGUGAUGGAGUUGCCGAUUGUAACGACCUUUCGGAUGAAUUCAAGUGCUCGUAUUGUGCACUCGAUAGUCUUUACUGUGGACGCGGCAGAACAUGCAUUCCGAAAAGUUCACGAUGUGAUGGACGAUGUGAAUGCGCCAAUUGUCUUGAUGAAAGAGAUUGCCUUUCAAUUGCGCCAUUACUAUCGGAGUUGACUGAACCGAAACCACUGACACCACAACAAGUACGCUUCAAUUCCGACGGGUUUGCUAUAUUCUCGGAGAAAGGUGAAUUGGGCAAAUUGUGUGCCGAAGGCUUAGAUUCACCAGACGACAAAGAUAUACAGAGAACCGUUGCCGAGUCACUAUGCAAAGCGCUUGGAUAUGAGAAAGUCGCAUUCUCAGAAGUUCGAAAUGAUUCAGAGGUAAAUACACGAUACGUUCGGGUCUUAGAUCCAAAAGCGGCCGAAAUAUCAUUUGUUCGGACAACGUGUGAGAAGAAACAAGCACUUUUUGUCUCUUGUGCUAAUUUGGAAUGCGGUUUACAAUCGAUCUUAAGUGCUGAUGCAUCAGCUAGUCUUUCAAAAAUGGCCGCUCCAGGCGAUUGGCCUUGGCAUGUAUCGCUUCAUAGAGACGAAACUCAUGUUUGCGAUGGAACUUUGGUGUCGGAAAAUUGGGUUUUAACAACUGAAUCAUGUUUCCAAGGUCAAUCGAAAGCAACAUGGAUCGCUGUAUUUGGUAAUAUACGUUUAAAUGCAAACACACCCUGGAAUCAACGAAGACGCAUUAUUGGAAUGGUAAAAUCCCCGGUGGAAGGUUCAACGGCUGCUCUGAUUCGCUUGGAAUCGCCCGUGGUUUUCAAUGAUUUCAUUCGACCAAUUUGCUUGCCAGAUACUAUGAACAUCAAAAACUUUGCGUCUGCACAAACGAAUAGUUCCGGCGCUGAGAAACCAACCGCCGAUACAUUAUCGCGAACGAAAAAAGAUGAAAAAUAUGAGACACUAUUGCCAGAGAAUCGUGACUAUUUUAUUGGGCCAGAAGAUUUGCAUGAAGAAAUUGACGAAGAACUUGUGCGACACGUUCGUGCCAUUCCAACGGAAUUUUAUAGCUCAACAACAGUAGCACCCAUGAUUGAAAUGAAUGGUACAACGCCAAAGGGUAGACACAUGAUUGCUGAUGAUCCGGCGGCCACUCAAUGGACGACAUGUAAUACAUUGGGAUGGUCUCGGCAACGCGAUCAUUUACAACGAGUACAAUUGAAAAUCAGUCAUAUGGCUAACUGUGAAAAUAUUUCAAUCGCCACUGUCAAUUCAAUGUGCACCGAAGCAACAUUUCACAAACAAGAUUGCACCGAAGAAGAGUAUUCGGGAGCACCGGUGAUGUGCUUGCUUCCAAACAGUAAUAGAUGGGCAUUGGUUGGUGUAGCCAGUUGGCGCAUUGCGUGCCAACCAAAUGGUAUCGAACGACCUCGAAUGUAUGAUAAAAUUACACCAAACUCAGCAUGGAUCAGACACACAAUUAAUGCGACGUAAACACAACGUUUGAAGCAUUUAAUGUGUUUGUAAAUAAUAAUAAUUUUUUUCUCGAGUGUACAGAUUAUUUGUAUUUUGUAUCAAAGAGUAUGACUGCCGAGACACAUUUUCAACAGAAUGCGCCAUUUUUUGCCUUACACUUUGGAUGGGUCAUGUAAUUUCGUUAACGCUCUGUCUAUAUACUAUAAUGACCAUUGAACUGACACAAUUUUUUUGGUCAUUCUUCUUUCCUAAGCAAACGGCAGAAUCUGUAUUUUCAUCCAGUUUUAGCAUUCUAUCAAAUCUCAAUGCUUUUUAGUGAAUGAAAUUUUUUUUUAGAAAAAUCAAUAGUCGAAUUCAAAACGAAAAAAAAUCCCGCUAUUUGUCAUUUAUAUUUAUUUUCUUUUGUAUGUUGUUAACCUUUAUCAUGCCAAAAUAAUGUGUAAGCAAACAUUAUGUUUUAUAACUAUUUGUUUAAGGAUCGAUUAUAAGAAUUGCAAAGUUAAUAUAUAA